AUGGUCCGCGCUCGAAUUAGAAUCACAGACAACCCGCAAGCAGAAUAUCCUCAAGAUUUCUCGGAGGAACACGCCGCCUCAGCCAGAAGCGACGAACCACCACCCUCCAAGUUAACUCGUCAACAAACUCCGCCGGCGCCGCUUCUGCCACCGCUGACGCUAUCCAGAGGCCCUCGCAGAGGGUAUGCUCCUGUGCGUCAACAAAACCUCAGCAGCGGUCCCCGCCGCGGCGAACGAUUGAGCCACCCGAUUCGCCCAAGUGGCGGCACCCGCCGCCGUCAACUGCGCGGUCGCAGCAACAGCCAGGCAGAGGAGGAUUAUGGCGAGGCCGGCGAGGCUGGCGUGACCCCCGGCGAGGAUCUCGAGGCUGGGGUGAACCCCAGCGAGGAUCUCAACGCUAGCAGCGUGACUGGCGAGGAUGAGCGAUCCGAAGCAAGCCCAGAGCUGUACUAUAACGGAGGGGCUGUUAUCGCGGAUCCGGUCGUGUAUCUCAUCUACUACGGCACGUGGCCUGAGAAUUCCGGGGCUGCUGUCAUUGAAAACUUUGUGCAGUCGCUGGGGGGGAACGCGAGCAGGCAGGGGCGGCCGAGGGAUGAGAGCAGCGUGAGCGACUGGUGGGCGAUCAGCACACAUUACUUCAUGACACGGGCUGACCGCAGGCUGACUUACGUCACUCCUAAGGUGGGUGACUUCUUGUGA
Molecule: messenger RNA, 699 nt
Organism: Closterium sp. Yama58-4
Lineage: Eukaryota; Viridiplantae; Streptophyta; Zygnematophyceae; Desmidiales; Closteriaceae
Source: the annotation of a GenBank genome assembly